UACACCGUGUGCGUUUGUCUGCACACAUCCCCUUCACAAUCCGGGAACUUCAAACAUGACCGCGGAAGCCGAGACUCAAAUAUUGCUCCAGGAGAUAAGCACGUUUGCGUUCAUUGGAGAAAGAAAUCUCGGAAAAGGAAAAUUCGUCGUCUCAACCACCGGACUUCAUUGGUGUGCAAUCGACUCCCCGAGUAGCGAGAACCUUGACUUCCACGUGCCCUGCAAGUCUGUCGUCGUCCAUGCUAUCAGUCGAGACAUCAGUGCGUUUCCUGAGGAAUGCAUCUAUUGUAUGAUAGACGACCAGUUUCCACUACCGGGUGACCAAGACGGAGCUGAGGAACGAGAUGACCCGGAUGAUAAAUCUGAAGAAUGUAGUGAACUCCGUUUCGUACCCGAAGAUAAAUCGCUUCUAGACCAAAUUUACGCUGCAAUCGUAGAGUGUCAAAAUCUAAAUCCGGACACAGAGUCGGAAGACAGUAGUGAUGAUGAGGGACGGUUUGAAGAUAGUGCUGGUGAUGGCAAUGGUUGGAUAUUUGCAGAAAGCAAUGGACAGCAGGAUGGGGACGGUCAAAAUGACAUAGUACUACCUGCCCCUGAUGAAUUCGUAAACAUGGUGAAUGAACAACAGGAGACUGGAGAGACAGACGAAAUGAUGGACGUAGGACAAUUUGAUGAUGUAGAGAAAAGUGACGAGCAAGACCACUCUUGAUAGUAGUACGUAUACAAUAGGCAUACUAUAAUGGGGUUGUUCAUAAUCGUAGCAGAGAUGUGGAGCUAACUGAUCUGAAU
This is a messenger RNA of Corticium candelabrum, 789 nucleotides long. RefSeq names its product methylosome subunit pICln-like. Gene Ontology annotation, cellular component: pICln-Sm protein complex; spliceosomal complex; cytosol. Bases 56 to 709 code for a protein of 217 amino acids. The transcript has a single exon. NCBI's taxonomy places the organism in Eukaryota, Metazoa, Porifera, Homoscleromorpha, Homosclerophorida, Plakinidae. The record is from RefSeq and is a predicted model, not a curated record. Gene Ontology annotation, biological process: spliceosomal snRNP assembly; mRNA cis splicing, via spliceosome.